This is a messenger RNA of Phalaenopsis equestris, 840 nucleotides long. Its product is annotated as actin-depolymerizing factor 7-like. Gene Ontology annotation, molecular function: actin filament binding. Gene Ontology annotation, cellular component: cytoplasm; actin cytoskeleton. Gene Ontology annotation, biological process: actin filament depolymerization. The record is from RefSeq and is a predicted model, not a curated record. The transcript is spliced from 3 exons. Bases 133 to 552 code for a protein of 139 amino acids. NCBI's taxonomy places the organism in Eukaryota, Viridiplantae, Streptophyta, Magnoliopsida, Asparagales, Orchidaceae.
GUACCGACCUUCGCUACUCACGGGCCACCGCCUCCCCUCUCAACUCUCAACUUCCCGAUUCUCUAGCUCCAGAAAGAAACCCUAGAUUAUCUCUUCCUCUACACCUCGCUGCCCCGAAUCAGCUUUUACGAAAUGGCCAAUUCAGCAUCAGGGAUGGCGGUGAAUGAUGACUGCAAGUUGAAGUUCCUUGAAUUGAAGGCAAAGAGAACCCAUCGUUUCAUAAUUUACAAGAUUGAUGAGAAACUUAAGCAGAUUAUCGUCGAAAAGCUUGGUGAACCUACUUUGAAUUACGAUGAUUUCAUCACCCAUCUCCCUGCAAAUGAAUGUCGCUACGCUAUUUUCGAUUUCGAUUUUUUUACUGAAGAGAAUGUCCCUAAAAGCAAGAUCUUUUUCAUAGCAUGGUCUCCCGACACGUCGAAGGUGAGGAGUAAGAUGCUUUAUGCGAGCUCGAAGGAGAGCUUCAAGAGAGAGCUCGAUGGAAUUCAGGUGGAGUUGCAGGCGACCGAUCCAUCUGAGAUGGAUCUCGAAGUCAUCAAAGGGCGAGCAAACUGACUCGAUUUUGCGGCGAAGACAUCUUUGUUGUGGUCAGUCUUCUUCAUCAAUGAAAUGUUUAAUAUAAUGGUAUUAUGGCUUGUUACAGAUAGCUCGAGCUAUUACCAUAUUUUCUCCUCAGAACUCAUUAGUUUCAGCAUGAUGAUUUGUUAUUUGACUUAAUAUGCGAUAUUUACUACUUAUACUGUUGUGGGAACAAUGUAUUUGUAUGCAAACUUUGAUGAGUAUCCGCUAGGUGAUAUUUAUGCCUAGUGCUUUCUUGUGAGAUGGUAUUUGGUGGAUUUUGUU